AUGCCACCAGCAAAAGCAAGUAAUAUCCCCUCAACUUUAACAUCAAAGUUUCAGCUAUUCAAUCCCCGAAACGCCAAGCCAAAAAAUGUAAAUUCAUCCAACUCAUCACGUCAAUCCGCCCAGGGACCCAAGAGUAAUAAAGAAAAUAAUUCUGCUCCAAAGAGAAUAAAAGCUUGUCUUCGAUGUCGAAAAUCAAAGGUGAAGUGUGAGAAUAACGGUGAAGGACCAUGUAAAAGGUGUUUUAACGGCCAAUUUGAGUGUAUUUAUCAAAUGAAAGUGCAUAGUUACUCGUCAAAGGAAAUCAAACCUGUGAACCACGACCCAAACCAACCACCAAUGUCAUCUAAUGGAAACCGCAGACAAUAUUUUGUUAAUAACGCUAAUAAAUUUGUAAAGAAUAAUUCUCAGUAUCAUCAAACGGUUUCAUUACAACAGCAACAAGAUCCCCAACAGUUCCAAACUCCGUCCGGGAUUCAAAAAAAUAAUAUAAUCAAUGAUCCAUGGAAAAACAGUAUGGAAAACAAACUUGAAAACUUUAAUGACACCCUAAAUGAGAUUAUGGGUUUCUUGAAAGACGGAAAAUUCAACGACAAGUUACCGAAUCCUCAACUCGAUAGUGCGGGCCUUGAUCAGUCGAUUCCUUCGUUUACCAGUGCUUUAACAUAUCAACAAACUAAUAAUCCUAUUUCUUCCCUGUUUUCGCAAUCUUCUUAUAAUUAUCAGGACAGUGCUCAUUCAAAGCCUUCUUUCCUGGCAAAGCAAACCCCUUACGUUCCAAGCAACAUCUACAGUAAUGCUGAAUCGAUAUCAGACUAUCAUGACACCAACUUAUCACAUCCAACUACGGAAAAAACUCAAAGCUUUUCUUAUCCUGAAACCUACCAAAGUGGUACGGCAAAUCCAUCCCCAUGGAACUACCUGGAAUAUCAUGAUUAUGGGUAUAAUCCCAUUACAGGUGGACAGUCCUCAUUUCAAAGGCCAAAAUUACCAAGUUUCAACGAGGUGCUUGGAAAAGAUGAAAUUGGAAUAGUUUCGGCCAACAAUUCUGAAGAUCAACAUGUGUCAAUACACAAAAAAUCUAACUGGGAAGGCUAUCUGAAUAAUCAGGUCAACAUCAAUGAUGAUGCAGAUUAUAUUUCAAACGAACAAAAAAUCAAUAAAAGGCCUAUUGAAAGUAUAUCCGGGGCAUCUCCUUCGGCACAUUUACCAAGAGAAUAUCAUUGUCUAAAGCGUUUAAAACAUACCAUGGUGUCUGGUGAGUCUGGGGAAAAUAGUUUGAAUCUCGAUUCCCAGCUGAAAUCAAACACCCAGAAGACAUCACAGAAUUUAUAUUCAUUAGUGCCAUAUUCAAUGUUUCAGGAGCUUUACAGCAAAUUUUUGGACAAUGCUGCACCGCAUUUGUUUGGAUUCGACGUUUCCAAAUUUGAUAAAAGGUUGAUCUAUGUGAAAUCAAAGUUAAUGGUGAUUAUAAUAAGUUUGAUUGGGUGUAUCAACAAUCCUAAAUUCAAACAAGCAACAUUUAUUGACAGUCUAAGAAAAUUGUAUUUGGAAACUGUGAAUGAUGUCAUAUUCAAGCUGAACUCAACUCUGAACAAUAAACUGGGUUCCGCGUGGGGAAUUGAUGAUGUUGAUGACGAGAUUAAUGAGAAUGGCAACAAGUUGUUGAAUGGUGUAUCAGAAUCUGUUUCUGAUAGUCAAAGAGAGUAUGAUGAUUAUAUUAGUUUGUGUUCUCAUGAUACCAAUGACUCAGAAACUUUUCCGUGCAAAAAGUGGGAUUUGUUAACCAACAAUGAAAAGGAUGCGGAAAUCAAGAACAGUCGAGAAUUUAAGUUAUUUAUGAACAUCACCGCCUUAUGUAUCGGUACUUUCUGGUUUGAAAACUCCCAGUUACUAUUAGGAAUAGCCUUGCAAUUAGCCUCAGAGUUUCAGUUGAACAAGGUAUUCAUUAAACUAAACGAUAGCAAGAUCGUGACUAUUGACAAGAGCAAAAUUGCAGAUGAAUUUGUGGAGCUGGGGAAUAAGAUUUCUGAAAUCAGUAAAUUGAAACUAUGGUACUUGCUUUAUAUUGCGGAUACUCAACAAAGUUUUCUAUCUGGAAAGCAACCAAUAAUGAACUCUUCUCAAGAUAGGUCAUUGAAACAAUCUAGAAAGUUAUUAUUCCAGCAUAGAACCAAUUUAACCAACCAUAGUUUUAUCAAUUCGUCUGAAAUCCAAUCCACUAAUAUGCUUAUCCAAACUACCACUGAUAAUGAUUUGCUUUCUUCUAACGGUGAAGUUCGUGCAAGUACUACAAAGAAAACCUUGAAUGAGAAUUUGUUAUCCAGCUCUGCAACGUAUAACGACUUGAAGCUUGUGUCUCAAUUGGAAUUCAACCAAGCCAUUAAUGCUGUUGUAUCGGGCAAUGCAUGGGGCAUAUUAUCUCCCGAUCUCUUUGGGAUGCCGUGGAAAACCAAUUUGGAAUUGGACAAAUGGAUGGUUCAUUGGACAUGUUUAUUGACACCUAUUCAUCAAACAGGCAAUCCGUGGUCAGUUAAAUCCACCUUGAUCUACUACAACUUUGCCAGAUUGCAUGUUAAUCAUCAACAUGGUAAUUUAGGGGGAAAUAACACAAAAUCUGUCAUUGAGCCAAAUCACCAAAUUGAAGAUGAAGAUAAUAGCGAUCUUAUUUAUGACGGGAUAGAUCAUCUGCAUGAUUUGGGAAGCAAAGAUAUUGCGGUCUCGUCGGCGCAAUCGCUCAUCAAGUCUGCAAUUAGUGAUAGGGAUAUUGUUGAUAACCUAAGAUAUUCCCCAUUACACAUCUACGUGAUGCUUUAUUAUUCAGCAUUGGCUCUCUUAGAUUCUGGAAAUGAAAUGUUUUCGGAUACUCAUAGCCCCAAACCACCGAACAUGUCUUCAGGUGAAUAUGGCAGGUUCAAGGAAAAAUCCCAAUUACAUUUUGAGAAUUUAGUGCUUGUUAGAAGUUUGGUCAAUGUUUUGAGCGAUAACUUACCACUAGAUAAAGAAUUUGGUUUGAAGUUGAUUAGGAAUCUAAAGAAGAAAUUGGAGAAAAAAUACGCCAUAUUCACCAAAGUCGGUCAGAAAUAUGGGGAUCUGGCCAAUAAGGUUGGAGAAACUGAUGACAGGAAUGAAAAAAUUCGUUUAUUGGAUGAGAUGAAUGAGGAGGAAAUUAACAGACUUUUGGGGACGUCAAAUGACGAUAAAAAGGGGCAAAUUUUGGCGUGGCCUGGAACAAAUCAUCAGCAUCCUUGA
This is a messenger RNA of Saccharomycopsis crataegensis, 3249 nucleotides long. RefSeq names its product Zn(II)2Cys6 transcription factor domain-containing protein. Gene Ontology annotation, molecular function: zinc ion binding; transcription cis-regulatory region binding; DNA-binding transcription factor activity, RNA polymerase II-specific. The transcript has a single exon. Gene Ontology annotation, cellular component: nucleus. The record is from RefSeq and is a predicted model, not a curated record. Lineage: Eukaryota; Fungi; Ascomycota; Saccharomycetes; Ascoideales; Saccharomycopsidaceae. Gene Ontology annotation, biological process: regulation of DNA-templated transcription. The coding region runs from base 1 to 3249 and encodes 1082 amino acids.